Lolium rigidum is the source of this 1338-nucleotide messenger RNA. RefSeq names its product glucan endo-1,3-beta-glucosidase 10-like. Lineage: Eukaryota; Viridiplantae; Streptophyta; Magnoliopsida; Poales; Poaceae. The record is from RefSeq and is a predicted model, not a curated record. Gene Ontology annotation, biological process: carbohydrate metabolic process. Gene Ontology annotation, cellular component: plasma membrane. Gene Ontology annotation, molecular function: hydrolase activity, hydrolyzing O-glycosyl compounds.
AUGGCGCCCCGCCUCGGCUGCCUCCGGCCCCAGCAGCGCACCGGCGCCAUGCAUCUCGCCGUGGCACUGUGCGCGCUCGUGCUCGCACUGGCGCCCGCCUCGGGCGCCACCUACGUGCCGCUGCUGGGCAUCAACUACGGCCGGGUGGGGAACAACCUGCCGCCGCCGCAGGCCGCGCUGCCGCUGCUCCGCAACCUCGGCAUUGCCCGCGUGCGCCUCUACGACCCGGACCCGCCCACGCUGCGCGCCUUCGCCAAAACCGGCAUCGAGCUCUACGUCGGCGUCCCGGACCAGGCCCUCGCCACCGUCGCCGACCCGGCGGGCGCCACCGCCUGGCUCAAGUCCAGCAUCCUCCCCUCCCUCCCGGACACCAAGAUCGUCGCCCUCACCGUCGGCAACGAGGUGCUCACGGGCAACGACACGGCCCUCAUCCGCAACCUGCUCCCCGCGAUGCAGGCCCUCCACGACGCGCUCGCCGCGGCCAACCUCGACAAGCAGAUCGCCGUCACCACCGCGCACAACCUCGGCAUCCUCGGGACCUCCUACCCACCUUCCGCCGGCGCCUUCCGCAAGGACCUCCUCCCGGUCCUCUGCCCCAUCCUCGACUUCCACGCCCGCACCGGCUCCCCCUUCCUCGUCAACGCCUACCCCUACUUCGCCUACUCCGACGACCCCAAGGGCAUCCACCUCGACUACGCGCUCCUCGAGCCCUCCUACCCCGGCGUCCCCGACGCCAACACGGGGCUCCACUACCCCAACCUCCUCGUCGCGCAGGUCGACGCCGCCUACCACGCCAUCGCCGCCGCCAACAGCGCCGCCGCGCGGACGGUCGAGAUCCGGGUCUCCGAGACCGGCUGGCCCUCCGCGGGCGACGCCGCCGAGAAGGACGCCGCCACCCCCCAGAACGCCGCGCGCUACAACAGCAACCUCAUGCGCCUCGUCGCGCAGUGGAAGGGCACGCCGCUCAAGCCCGCCGUGCCGCUGCGCGUCUACGUCUUCGCGCUCUACAACGAGAACACCAAGCCCGGCCCGGCGUCGGAGCGCCACUACGGACUGUUCAACCCCGACAGCACGCCCGUGUACCAGCUCACCUAUAUCCCCGCGCACGUCCCCGGCGGCGGCGGUGCUGGAGACAACACCACCGGCGGAGACAACGGCUACUACGACAUCUCCGAUGCGUCGCGGCAACCCACUGGUCGUGUCUGCUCAAAAGAGAUGCCACUUUAGGUGAUUGCAUCAUUGCUCGUUAGUGUAUUACUUUACCAUUCCAGCGUGCACAUGCUGGUCGGCGGUGGACAUGGGCGCAAGCUGCGGUGGCAGGAGGUGUCGCUCUCCUGA